This is a messenger RNA of Salvia hispanica, 1758 nucleotides long. Its product is annotated as tetrahydroberberine oxidase-like. The record is from RefSeq and is a predicted model, not a curated record. Gene Ontology annotation, molecular function: FAD binding; oxidoreductase activity. NCBI's taxonomy places the organism in Eukaryota, Viridiplantae, Streptophyta, Magnoliopsida, Lamiales, Lamiaceae.
AUGAAAAAUCCUUCAAUCUCAACUCAUCUCUCAUUCUUUCUUCUUCUCAUUUUGUCAAUCACUCUCACAGUUUCUGCUGAUAGGCAAGACAAAUUCCUUCAAUGUCUCAACUAUCAAUUCAAGAAUUACUCAUCCAUUUCAGAUGAUGUUUACACUCCUGCAAACUCAUCUUACACUUCCAUCCUACAGUUCUCCAUCCGAAACCUUAGAUUCGCGUCCGAAUCUACUCCCAAACCGCAAGUGAUCAUUACCCCAGAGCACGAAUCCCAAAUCCCGCCUGUGGUACGUUGUGCUAGAAAAACUGGUUUGGAAAUCAGAACUCGAAGUGGCGGCCAUGACAUGGAGGGAUUGUCUUAUGUCUCACAAGUCCCGUUUGUGAUCGUUGAUUUGAUCAAUCUCAGCGAAGUCACGGUCGACGUGGAGGAGAAAACUGCGUGGAUUGAAGCGGGCGCAACCACCGGUAUUGUGUACUACAAGAUUGCAGAAAAGAGCUCCACUUUAGGGUUUCCCGGGGCUAUUUGCACUACUGUUGGCGUCGGUGGCCACUUUAGCGGAGGAGGCUACGGUGCAAUGCUGAGAAAAUACGGCCUCGCGGGAGAUAAUGUUAUUGAUGCCAGAAUAAUCGACGCUAAUGGCAGAAUCCUCGAUAGGAAAUCAAUGGGAGAGGAUCUUUUCUGGGCCAUCAGAGGCGGUGGAGGUGCCAGUUUUGGCGUGAUCACUGCCUGGAAGGUACAGCUGGUGGAUGUUCCAGAAACAGUCGCUGUUUUCUCAAUCACGAGGAACGUGGAAGAACAGAACGGCGCUGAACUGUGGCACCGCUGGCAAUACGUGGCGCCUCAAGCCGACAAAGAUUUGUUCGUUGGAGUCAUCGUACUCAGGGUGAACACGACCGUCCUGGUUAACUUCUUCUCAGUGUACCAGGGCGGCGCUGACGCAUUAGUUUCAUACAUGCAAGAAAUCUUCCCAGAGUUAGGGUUAGUGAGAGAAGACUGCACGGAAAUGAGUUGGAUCGAAUCCACCUUAUUUAGCAACCAAAUGCCGAUAGAUCAACUAGAUGCUCUGCUCAACCGGACUCAGCCCGGUCUCAGACAGCUCAAAGCCAAGUCGGAUUAUGUUCGGACGCCCCUUCCGUUGAACGUGAUCGAAGAGAUGGUGAGCAUGCUACGUGAACCAGAAGCCGACGAGACUAACUAUUACAUGGUGCCAUAUGGUGGAAGAAUGGAUGAAAUAUCAGAAUCAGAGACUCCAUUUCCUCACAGAGCUGGUGCGCUCUACAAACUUGCUGGCCUGACUUACUGGCAAAACUCUGAGGCUGCGGAUGCGGAUCGUUACAUAAGUUGGAGCCGGAGAUAUUAUGAGUACAUGACUCCUUACGUCUCGAACUCCCCAAGGGAAGCGUAUUUCAACUACAGAGAUCUCGAUAUAGGAGUGAAUAGUUCUAAUGGGAAGACAAGUUAUGCACGAGCUAGCAUUUGGGGGAAGCCGUAUUACAAGGAUAAUUUCGAUCGUCUUGUUCGGGUGAAGACAGUUGUUGAUCCGACCAAUUUCUUCAAGAAUGAACAGAGCAUUCCGCCGUUGCAGGCGAAGUGGACUAAGAAAGGGAACUAAGAUAUAUUCUGAUGAAAGUGAACUUGUGUUGUGUUACGUCUCUGAAUAAGGCUUUCUGAUUAGUCUCUUACGUUAAGUUUCUAGGAGUAAUAGUAAUUGUAUUUGUUGUUCAAAGCAUUGUUAUUCUAAGAAAUUGUUUAAUUUUUUUGA